AUGGCUCACGUCGUGCAGAGCUUGGACCAGCCCUCCAAUUACAAAGACUCGCAAACACGAGUCGAUAGACAGAAACAGAACGAAUUGCUAGCGAAGUCGAGCACGUUAUACGUCGGUAAUUUGAGUUUCUACACAACAGAAGAACAAAUAUAUGAGUUAUUUACCAAAUGUGGUAGCCCUGAAGAUGGAGGUGGAGUGAAGCGCAUAAUCAUGGGCUUGGACCGCAAUACCAGGACACCUUGUGGUUUCUGUUUCGUCGAGUACUAUACUCACGAGGAAGCAUUGGCUUCCAUGAGAUACAUAUCCGGCACGAAGCUAGACGAACGUAUUAUCCGGUGCGACCUGGAUCUUGGCUAUAAGGAUGGCAGGCAGUUUGGCCGGGGGCGGAGCGGGGGACAGGUGCGUGACGAACACAGACAAGAUUAUGAUCCUGGACGCGGCGGAUGGGGUGCGCAAGCCCAACGGUUGGAGAUCGAGAGGAGAAGAGAGGUGGAAGAGCGCUAUGCAGACGCCAACGGAAUGGCAGCUGGUGGAGGAGGAGACUGGAAGGAGGCAAAUGUACCCGUCGCUCCAGAGGCAACUCUCAAGAGAGGCCGCUCGCCCGAAGAUGACGGGAGUAAUGCGCGAGGAGGCCAGCGAGCACGGGUGGGCGACCCAGAUCCGGAUGCAGAGAGGAUGUAA
This is a messenger RNA of Gloeophyllum trabeum ATCC 11539, 681 nucleotides long. RefSeq lists its product as uncharacterized. Lineage: Eukaryota; Fungi; Basidiomycota; Agaricomycetes; Gloeophyllales; Gloeophyllaceae. Bases 1 to 681 code for a protein of 226 amino acids. The record is from RefSeq and is a predicted model, not a curated record. Gene Ontology annotation, cellular component: nuclear cap binding complex. Gene Ontology annotation, biological process: mRNA cis splicing, via spliceosome. The transcript has 5 exons. Gene Ontology annotation, molecular function: RNA cap binding.